Messenger RNA from Adineta steineri, 3063 nucleotides. The record is from the annotation of a GenBank genome assembly. Lineage: Eukaryota; Metazoa; Rotifera; Eurotatoria; Adinetida; Adinetidae.
UCAGUGAAAAAAAACGAAUGAUCAAAAUAAAAUUACUUAGAAUUUCUAUGUAGAUUUGGUGGCGCAGAACGAUUUCUUCUUGUGCAUUUUCGUGACGAAGAUAAUCGAAGAUUACGUGUUUCCAAUUCAAGUAUCAAGCAUAGAUUAAAAAACGCAAUGCUUAAUGGAAUUGAAUUAUGGAAGAAAACGUUUAAAUAUAUAGGUGCAAGCACAGGUCAAAUGAAAGAAAUGGGAUUUUGGUUUAUUGAUCUACCUCCGGAUUUGAAAGAUAUGAAAGACGCACGUGAUCUAUUAGGAAAGUUUGAUAAUAUAAAAAAUAUUGCUACAUAUAUUGCUCGUGUUGGUCAAUACUUUUCCACCACAUGGCCUAUUGGUAUUAAGUUGGUUAAAGUAGCAAACAAAAGUGAUAUACGUUCAAAUUAUGAAGCAUAUUAUGUUUAUGAAGAGAACGAUAUUAAGAGAAACGAUGGCAAAGGAAUUGAAUAUUGUUUUACGGAUGGUAUUGGUAAAAUAUCAUGGGGUUUAGCUGGACGUGUAGCUCAACAAAUGAAUAUUCCCUUAUACAGCAAAGAAGAUAUUCCAUCAGCGUAUCAAAUACGCGUCGCUGGCUGUAAAGGUAUGGUGGCUAUUGAUCCAGAAUCGACAUUGAAUGACUAUUAUAUUUCUGUACGAGGUUCAAUGAUAAAAUUUCCUAGUGAUGAUUGGAAUCUAGAAAUAUGUGAAUUCGCUCGACCUAUGACAUUAACAUUAAACAAUCAAGUAAUUCGUCUUCUGAGUGAUUUAGGAAAUCAUGAUGAUGUAUUUUUUGCUUUUCAAAAUCGAGGAUUUAGUCAAUGGGAAGUGCCUGAAGAUCAACAACCGAGUGCGAUCGAUAUCGCAGUACAGAAAAAUGCGUCUUAUUCAUUAUCAAAAGAUAAUUUAAUUACAAAUCGUAUACCUAUUCCGCCAGAAGACGGUCGAAAUUUAUUUGGUAUAGCAGACGAAACUGGUGAAUUGAAAUAUGGUGAAUGUUUUAUACAAUGCUCUUCAUUAGAUGCAGCAAACAAUGGUCAACGAAAAUUUCGCGUGAUUACUGGCACCGUCCUCGUUACAAAAAAUCCAUGUCUAUGGCCCGGUGAUUUUCGUCAAUUACGAGCUGUUCGUAAUCAUAAAUUAGAAGAAUGUAUGCGUGAUGUUAUCGUAUUUCCAAUUAAUGGCCAUCGUCCACAUUCAAAUGAAAUAGCUGGCUCUGAUUUAGAUGGUGAUCAAUAUUGGGUUUAUUGGGGUGAUCGUUUAAGAAUAGAACAGAAUGUUGAACCAUUAUCAUAUGAAGGAGCAAAAAAAACAGAAGUAUCAUUAAUUACCCAAGAGAUCAUUGUUAAUCAUAUUGUUGAAUCAUUUGGAGCUGGUAUCAUUUUGGGUAUGAUUGCAAAUACUCAUACUGUUGUUGCAGACCAACACAAAGAACAUUCGUUCUCUAAACCUUGUAAAAAAUUAGCUGAAUUAUUUGCACUUGCUGUUGAUUCACCUAAAACCGGGAAAUUUGUUGAUAAGGCGGAAAUCCGACCAUUUCAAGCAGAAUAUUGUAAAAGUUGGCCAAAAUAUAUGAGAAAAUUUGGUGAACCAUCAUACAAAUCAAUGAGUGUUCUAGAAAAACUUUUUUCAAAUGCUGUAGAAAAAUAUUAUAAAUGGCACGAAAAACCAGUGAUUAAUACAUUUCCACAAAAAAUGGGAGCUAUUAAAGGUGCAACAACAAGAGAAAUUCAAGAUCAUAAGUUUAAAAAAUGGCUUGACAGAGAGAGUUAUAAAGAAACUGUGAAUCCAAAGAAGCCUCAGGGAAAACUAGUUAAAGAAUCUGAUAAUAAUGAAUCAUCAGAUACUAGUUUAGCUACUACACUGAAAAAAACUACCAAACUUUCUACAACAGCAACAACAGAUAAUUUACAAUCAGAAACGAAAAAACUUACUAAUAAAUUAUCGGAAGAUACACCGAAUCGGCCAGAAACACCAGUAAAACCAAAAUCUACAACAAAUCGAAAAACAAAAAAUACUUCUGAUGAAGAAAAGCCUAAUAUACUAAUAAAUUCUGACGUUUCAGCAUCUGUUGCUUCAUCACUGGCCUCAUCUUUAACAAUCCUGAAUAGCGAUUCGUGUCAACCCGAUUUUCUCAUGGCUGUUGAUACAAAAACUUCAACUCUAAGUGUUCUACAAUUUUCCCCCGUCGCUGGAGCUUCUACGUACACAGUUAAUCUAAAUAAAGAAACAACAAGCACUCCUGAUCGAGACGUGAUAGUAGGUAAAUUAAUAUCCUAUAUAGAAAAACAGAAUGUUUUCAAGAAAAAAUCAUCUCCGUACAAUGAAGCAAUCCAUGGAUCACUUUAUUUAAUGGUCUUCUAUGGCGAUAUAAAUUUUGUUGAACAAAAUUCAAUGCCUCAGAAACUUGGUGUAUUAGAAAAGCUUAUUGAAGAAAAAGAUGAUCAAUUUAUUGAUUUUAAACAUGCCGACAUCAAUCGUUUACGCAUCCAAAGAGUAUCAUCGUCAACAACAACGAAAAAUAAAAUGGAUUAUGAAUUUGAUUUUCGUUUAACUUUAACUUCGUCAGAAUAUUACACAUUGUUAUAUGAUAAAAACAAAACUCUGCGACAAAUACGUCUCUAUCAUUUAUGGUCGAAAUGUUAUGUACGUCAACCAGGUUUUAAUAUGGAUAGUUUAUAUGAAAUUCGUUCUAUUAUAACACAUGAUGUAGGCUCAUCGGAAUUUAAUAGAAUUGUUGAUUUAGUCUUACGAACUCAAUCAACUGGAUUAUUCGAUGGUCGUAAACCAAAUAUUAAAAUAAAUCGUAGUCUUCUUCACUCGUCAGUCGUACCAAUCAGUCUCAAAGUUAUUGAAGAAGAUCAAGAAACUCGAAUAUAUCCAUUAACAUCUGAAGCUUUCUAUCGAAAGGUAAAAUAUGUAUCAAUAGAUGAACAACAAGAUAAACCGAAAGUAACCUCAACCAUGGAAUAUCAUGUCUCACCGAUUAGUAAGGACCAAGACAUGUUAAAACAAGUCUGUGACUUUGCUUUGUUACCGACAGAGGAAUAA